Alnus glutinosa is the source of this 1185-nucleotide messenger RNA. RefSeq names its product G-type lectin S-receptor-like serine/threonine-protein kinase LECRK1. Bases 77 to 694 code for a protein of 205 amino acids. The transcript is spliced from 2 exons. The record is from RefSeq and is a predicted model, not a curated record. Lineage: Eukaryota; Viridiplantae; Streptophyta; Magnoliopsida; Fagales; Betulaceae.
GGCUGAACAAGCAAUAGAAGUGAUCGAAUAUAGAUGCCAGUUUAAUUGAGCAUAAUUGCAACAAAACUUACGGGGCAUGCUUUUGUUCGUUGUGGGAGCACCAUCUCUUCCAAUAUCUGAUCCUCCUAAAAGGGUUUUUACUUGCACAUCGGAAGUUGGAACAACUAUGUCGAUCAUUGCUUCCACAAUUCUUUUUCUUUCUGCGCUUCCAGUGGCAACUGCUCAAGCAGCUCAACAAAAGAACUUAAACUUGACCCAAGGCUCUUCUCUUUCCCCCAGUGGCAACUCAUCCGUAUUGCUCUCGCAAUCCGGCAUUUUCGCCUUUGGGUUCUUUCCUUUUGGUGAUGGUUAUUCAAUAAGCAUAUGGUUUGAAGGAACUCCACAGAAAACUGUCGUCUGGACAGCCAACCGGAAUGACCCUCCACUCUCCCGCAAUGCCAACAUUGUAUUUACUAGCGAUGGUAGGCUCAUCUUGCAGAAGUUGGGAGGCCAAGAAAAAUCCAUUGCCAACGCCACAGAGCCUGCUGUGUUGGCUUCAAUUCCAUGCUCGACUCUGGCAACUUUGUCCUCUAUGAUUCGAAUUCAACAAUUAUAUGGUAAAGUUUUGAUUACCCAACGGACACCCUUUUGCCUGGCCAACUCCUACGAGCUGGGAAUGAGCUCGUUUCUAGCAGCUCUGAGACCGGUAGGUUGAUGGGAAUCUUCCGGAUCAAGAUGCAGAUUGAUGGGAACGUUGUGUUGUAUCCGGUAGGUUUUCCUGAUACUACACACUAUGCUUAUUGGGCAACAGUAACGACUUUUGUUGGGAAUAACGCAACGCUGACGCUGGAUGGAAAUGGCCGCCUAUGCAUGCUCAAUAGUACUGGUGUCAACGUAAAGAACAUUACCAACGAAGGGAUUCCCUCUGAUGGGAAGAGGUACCGUGCCACAAUUGAUAAUGAUGGGAUAUUCCGCUUAUAUUCUCGCGACUUGAGUGAGAGUGGUAAUUGGUCGAUCGUAUGGUAUGUGCCAGGAGAUUUAUGCCUUCCUAAAGGCAUAUGGGAGUUAAUGGGUAUUGUAGCAUAAAAAAUCAACAAUCUUUUUGCACUUGUCCUGCAGGGUUUGUUUUCAUCAAUCAGGAGCAAAUGAAUUUGGGUUGCAAUAGAAACUUCACUGCAGAAAGUUGUUUAUCCAAGAAUAAAGAUA